Messenger RNA from Cavia porcellus (domestic guinea pig), 2125 nucleotides. It is a transcript of the gene Spam1, whose product is annotated as sperm adhesion molecule 1. Gene Ontology annotation, molecular function: hyalurononglucosaminidase activity. Gene Ontology annotation, cellular component: acrosomal vesicle. NCBI's taxonomy places the organism in Eukaryota, Metazoa, Chordata, Mammalia, Rodentia, Caviidae. The record is from RefSeq and is marked provisional. Gene Ontology annotation, biological process: carbohydrate metabolic process; fusion of sperm to egg plasma membrane involved in single fertilization; hyaluronan catabolic process.
CUUUACUGUGAGGUUGCUUGUACAUUGAUUUUCCAGUUCUCUUAAGAAUCUGUGGCUUGAUGUAGCUCACACGAAUCCAGGAGGAUUUUUGUUUCUUAAUUUUGAUGACUGCGUACAUGAUUAGUAGUACAUCGUAAAGUCUCUUCCAACAAGUUACAGAUGGUGCAACAUUCAAAACAUUCCUGAAAUACAAAACAAGAAGAAUAUUUUAAUGUAACAGAGUUGUUUACCUCUUUAUCCACCAAAGUGACCUCACUGUACUACGCUUCUUUUGGGCUCAUAUUGUGCAACAAAUAUUGGAAAAAACAGUGUAUAAGAAGAAAAAGUAUUUUUCACAGCUGUUACUCUUUCUAAUGGGAGCAUUCACUUUUAAACACAGCUUUUUUGGGAGUUUUGUUGAGUGCAGUGGAGUAUUGCAGACAGUGUUUAUUUUCCUUCUAAUUCCAUGUUGCCUGGCUGAUAAAAGGGCACCACCACUCAUCCCAAAUGUGCCUUUGCUCUGGGUCUGGAAUGCCCCAACUGAAUUUUGUAUAGGAGGAACCAAUCAACCACUAGAUAUGAGCUUUUUCUCUAUAGUAGGAACUCCCCGGAAAAAUAUCACAGGGCAAAGUAUUACACUAUAUUAUGUUGAUAGACUUGGCUACUAUCCUUACAUAGAUCCUCACACAGGUGCGAUUGUGCAUGGAGGACUCCCCCAGUUGAUGAAUUUACAACAGCAUUUGAGAAAAUCAAGGCAAGACAUUUUAUUUUACAUGCCCACAGACAGCGUGGGCUUGGCUGUCAUUGACUGGGAAGAGUGGAGGCCCACCUGGACAAGAAACUGGAGACCUAAGGAUAUUUACAGGAAUAAAUCUAUUGAGUUGGUUAAGAGCCAGCAUCCACAGUAUAAUCACUCAUAUGCUGUUGCCGUAGCCAAAAGAGACUUUGAAAGGACAGGGAAGGCUUUCAUGCUAGAAACUUUAAAACUGGGAAAAUCACUUAGGCCAAGUAGCUUAUGGGGUUAUUAUCUUUUUCCUGAUUGCUACAACACUCAUUUCACUAAACCCAAUUAUGAUGGGCAUUGCCCUCCUAUAGAACUGCAAAGAAAUAACGAUCUCCAAUGGUUGUGGAACGACAGCACUGCCCUUUACCCAUCUGUUUAUUUGACCAGUCGAGUAAGAUCAUCUCAAAAUGGUGCACUUUAUGUUCGUAAUCGUGUACACGAGUCCAUUAGGGUUUCGAAACUCAUGGAUGACAAAAACCCACUUCCGAUUUAUGUGUAUAUCCGCCUCGUUUUUACCGAUCAAACUACUACAUUCCUUGAACUGGAUGAUCUUGUGCAUUCAGUUGGCGAAAUUGUUCCUCUAGGUGUCUCUGGAAUAAUAAUAUGGGGAAGUCUUAGUUUAACACGAAGUUUGGUUUCUUGUAUAGGACUAGAAAAUUACAUGAAGGGUACACUCCUGCCUUACUUAAUCAAUGUCACCCUAGCAGCCAAAAUGUGUGGCCAAGUGCUUUGUAAGAAUCAAGGAAUUUGCACAAGGAAAGACUGGAACACAAACACCUAUCUUCACCUAAACGCAACAAAUUUUGACAUUGAACUUCAGCAAAAUGGGAAGUUUGUAGUACAUGGAAAACCAUCACUUGAAGACCUGCAGGAAUUUUCCAAAAAUUUUCAUUGCUCCUGUUAUACCAAUGUGGCUUGUAAGGACAGACUUGAUGUACAUAAUGUCCGUUCUGUUAAUGUGUGUACUGCCAAUAAUAUUUGUAUAGAUGCUGUUUUAAAUUUUCCAUCCCUGGAUGAUGAUGAUGAGCCUCCCAUCACAGACGACACGUCUCAAAAUCAAGACAGCAUCUCCGACAUCACAUCAUCUGCUCCACCGUCUUCACAUAUUCUUCCAAAGGAUCUCAGUUGGUGCCUCUUCCUUCUCUCUAUCUUUUCACAGCACUGGAAAUAUUUACUAUAGGCUCAUGGCAACUGAAAAGUACCAAAUUCAAUAUCAUAAAAAUUCUAUAAUCAAAAUCCUUUGAAUUUUUAAAGCAAAAUACAUACUAUUCUAUCAAAGACACUGUAAAGCCUGUGGUACUUGGAAGAUACAGCUUUCUUUUGAGAAGAGUGAAGAUUUGAAUAAAACAAAAUUACUGAAAA